AUUCGUUAUAUUAUUCAUUUAAUUUGCUUAUAAUUAAAAUAUAUAAGUUAUAAAUUUUAUGAUCACAAUGGUGAAAACAGUGUACUUGUGGCACAAAUCCCGACAAGAGAGAAAAGAUCUGCUUUUUUAAAACUAACCUCAAAUUACAAUCGAUGGAGGAAUUUACAAAAAAACUGUAAGAGGAAAAAGUCAAAAUCUCAAAAAACAAUGAAUCCCUUUUUCGGGACGAAUUAAAUAAACUAUUUGAUAUAGCUCAUGCUGAUGUGCUAAAUUUACUGGAUAAAGAAAAAAGAUUAUUUUAUUUGGGACAAAAAUCUUCCAGUCGACGUGGUUUUAUUUCAUAUACAUAAUUCUCAACCAAUUCUAGAAGAUGUUGAAGAUAUGGAUGUUGAUGUAAGCGAUGAAAAUAAUAACUACAGUAAUAGUGAUAACAAUAAUGAAGAGAACAUUGAUAUCAAUUAUAAUAACAAUAAUGAUAGUGGUACAUUUGAUGUCGGAGAGUUCGGUAAUGACAAUGUUGACUAUUCUUGUACAGUUGAGACUGAUAAUGUUGUUAAUCAUGAAAUAUAAAGUCAAACAUCUAAGUUAUCCCAGAAAUCUUUGGAAAGUAAUACUUCUCGUAUAAUCUCUGAUUAUGAAGAUGAAAUUCCAAAGCAACAAGUUCCUAAAAUUGAUCUAAUGACACCAGAACUUGCUGCGGCUUUGGAUAGAACUAAUGUGAGUAGUAGGUCGGCGACUUACAUUUUUGCUGUUUUAUUAUCUAGCCUAAAUAUUGAUUGUGCAAGCGUAAACUUCAGUCAUUUGACUAUUCACCGAGCACGGGAAAAAUUUCGCAAAGAAGCGACGUUAAAUCUGAAAACUAAUUUGGAAACUGAUAAUUAUGUGCUACAUUUUGAUGGAAAACUGUUGUCAGAUAUUACAGGUAUAGAACAAGUUGACCGGCUUCCUAUUAUUUUAUCAUUAUCAGGUAAAUUUCAACUGUUAGGAGUCCCUAAACUAGAAUCUGGAACUGGACAAAAUCAAGCUUCAGCUAUUAUUACAACAGUAAAACAAUGGAAUAUUAAUACUGAUAACAUCGAAGCAUUGUGUUCUGAUACUACAGCGUCAAAUACGGGAAUCAGAAAUGGUGCGUGUGUAUUAGUAGAAAAGGCUCUGAAUCGACAACUGUUAUACUUGCCAUGUCGACACCAUAUUUUUGAAAUUGUUCUUCGAAGUGCAUUUGAAAUAUACUGGUAUUUAUGACCAAUAUAUGCUGGUAUUUAUGACCAAGAAAUUUUGGAAGUUAUAACACCAAUCAAAGAUGAAAUUUUGAAAUUCGUUAAUAAUCAAAUAGAAAUGGAUCAUUGUCGUGACGAUUACCGUGAACUCCUGCAAUUAUCAUCGAUAUUUUUGAGUGCUACUACCACAAAUAUUACAUUUAAGCGUCCUGGAGCCGUCCAUCAUGCAAGGUGAAUGGCUAAAGCAAUAUAUAGUUUAAAAAUUUUUUUAUUUAGAAAUGAAUUUCAUCUUACUAAAUCAGAAAUAGCUGGAUUACGAGAACUUAGUUUAUUUAUCAUAAUAUUCUAUUUAAAAGCUUGGUAUACUGCGCCGUGCGCUAUAGCAGCACCUAAUAAUGAUUUAACUUCAAUUAAAGAAUUAAUUUCAUAUAAAAAAUUUAAUAAUACUAUUUCACGGGCAUGCUCAGAAAAAUUAGCCGAUCACUUGUGGUAUUUAAAUAACGAGUUGUCUGUUUUAUCUCUCUUUGACGAAACUGUUUCAGUUGAAACAAAAAGAAGAAUAGUUCAUGCUUUAAAAAACUGUGAAACCAAUGAAACUACAACGAGUCGUUUUAUAAUCGAUAAGAAAAAUUUAGAGUCAUUAUUAAAUAAAGAUCUUAGUCAAUUUGUAUCUAUGAGAUCGAUAAAUCUGUUUAAAUCGUUUGAUUUGUCGUAUGAUUUCAUUGAUGAGGAUGUAACUUUGUGGCCUCAGAAUCUAAAUUACAAAAGAAACUUGGAGUAUUUUGAGAAACUUCAAGUUGUAAAUGAUGUAGCAGAACGCGGCGUGGCAUUGAUAGAGCAGUAUAAUCGAUGCUUAACGAAAAAUGAAGAACAGCUUCAGUAUUUAUUGCAAGUAGUGACAGAACACAGAAAACGAUAUCCUAAUUGCAAUAAAAAUAAUUUUAUAA
This is a messenger RNA of Cotesia glomerata, 2164 nucleotides long. RefSeq lists its product as uncharacterized. The transcript has 3 exons. Bases 679 to 1242 code for a protein of 187 amino acids. Lineage: Eukaryota; Metazoa; Arthropoda; Insecta; Hymenoptera; Braconidae. The record is from RefSeq and is a predicted model, not a curated record.